AGACAAUGGUAAUAAUUAUUUAACGAUUUGGUGUAAUUCGAACUAUAAUAUCGAGACAUGCAGUUUUAUUAAUUAGCAUGAUAAUUUUUUUAUAAGUAUACUAUUUUUGAUGUUUACUUCAUAUUUGUAGUUCCUUCUUUACAAAGAUAACGUCCAAGAAGGAGAAUUCGAACCAGGAUAAUUCGGAAAGGUAUGUUUUGCUGUUAAUAGUUUCUCUUUCUCUCUAUAGUAGUCGAUUAUGCUAAAAAUCUUGGCUACAUGCUCGCGUUUGAGCUCGCUGGCUCUACCGACUCGACGACUGGAGCUUGCAGCAGUUGCAGCUCUCAGCCGAUUUGUUGUCGUAUUUAAUCGGAUACAUACAACCAACAGCAACUCAUCGCACAAGCAGGAGAAUCAGGAUGCACUGGAGAAUGGCAAACGGAAAAGAGAUAGCAGUAACAGCUCCUGUUCUCCACCUUUGAAGAAGAAAGAUAUUAAACUUGCGAAACCAAAGUCAAUUUCCAAGACUCCUUCACCAGGUGCAAAGCCUCGUGCAAAGCUAGGAACUACUCCAAAAAGUAAGCCAAGUAAACUUUCGCCUGGUGCAUCAAAAAAGACAGAGAAAAAACAACAGAAAAAUACACCUAAUGAGAAGAAAAAAAAGAUAGAAGCUGAAACUGUAAAUGGUGCUACAGAAGAAAAAUUAAAGAACAUUCAAAUUGAAAAUGGUGCAGCUGAAGAAAAAAAGAAAAAAGAAAGAUUUACUUUUUCACAAAAGAAAUCCGAGUCCAGUGAGACAGAAAAGGUGAAGAGGAAGACAAUAAAAAAGAAACGGGCUAGAAUAAUUGAGCCAGUAGAUUCCAGUGAUGAUGAGGGCCAUCUACCUUUACCUGAAAGUCCAAAAAAAUCAGAGGCUAACAGUGAAGAAAAAAAAAUUGAAAGUGUAGAUGAAUCCAGCGAGAUAAAUAAAAAUACUUCAGAUGAUGAUGCAAACAAAAACGAUUUAGACAAAAAAGAAUUGAAUGAAAGUUUAAAGAAAGAGGCUGAGAAGUCGCAGAUUUCUAAGAAUGAAAGUCCAAAGAAAGAGUUUACAUCUGCAGAAUCAGAAACUAUUUCUAAGAAUGAAAGCUCAAAGAAGGAACUUACGCCUGAGAAAAAGACUAAGAAAAUGCACAACUUUUUCUUAUCUAAACAAAAGGACGACACAAAGAUUGAUAAUGCAAACAAUGUGAAAAGCGCCAACCAGUCUUACAAUCCUAGUGCAUCAAACUAUCAUCCGAUAGACAAUGCGUGUUGGAAACGAGGGGACAAAACUCCGUAUAGUGCAUUCGCGCGCACUUUGGAAAUUAUUGAAGAGACGAGCGCAAGAUUAAAGAUAAUAGAGAUACUGUCAAAUUAUUUUCGAUCUGUCAUAGUUCUGAACCCUACUGAUCUUCUGCCAAGUGUUUAUCUGUGCCUUAAUCAAUUAGCCCCAGCAUAUGAAGGAAUUGAGCUUGGAGUCGCUGAUACGAAUCUGAUGAAAGCGAUAGCACAAUGUACUGGUAGAACACUGGCACAAAUUAAAGCCGAUGUUCAGGAGGUUGGCGAUUUGGGCCUUGUGGCAGAAGGUAGCAGAUCUAAUCAAAGAACUAUGUUUCAACCAGCACCGUUAACGAUUUCUAAUGUAUAUUUCAAACUGAAGGAGAUAGCUCAAAUGACGGGAAACGCGUCUCUAUCGAAAAAAUUGGAUAAGAUUCAAACAUUGUUCGUGGCGUGUCGCAAUACAGAAGCAAGAUACCUUAUUAGAUCACUGGCUGGGAAGCUUCGUAUUGGAUUGGCAGAACAAUCUGUUUUGCAAGCAUUGGCUUUAGCUUGUGCAAUGACACCACCGGAACAAAGUUAUCCACCAGAAGUUUUGAAUGCUAGCAAAAAAAUAUCGAGCGAACGUUUCAAAGAAAAGUACGAUGAAAUAGCGCUCAUAUUGAAAACCACAUAUUGUGAAUGUCCGAAUUAUGAUCUUAUAAUUCCUGUUCUACUAAAGGAUGGAAUUAGUGCCUUGCCGAGUAAGUGCAAGCUCACUCCAGGAAUACCUUUAAAACCUAUGCUGGCGCAUCCUACUAAAGGUGUUCAAGAAGUUUUAACGCGAUUCGAGGGUUUGAAAUUUACUUGUGAAUGGAAGUAUGACGGGGAAAGAGCGCAGAUACAUGUUGCGGACAAUGGUCAAGUGAACAUAUAUAGUAGAAAUCAGGAAAAUAAUACUAGCAAAUAUCCAGAUAUCAUUAAGCGAUUUAAGAAUACUCGCGGUGAUCUAGUAAGGAAUUGCGUACUUGAUUGCGAGGCGGUUGCUUGGGAUAACGAGAAAAAACAAAUUUUACCGUUUCAAAUACUCAGUACAAGAAAGCGAAAGGAUGCUAACGAAGAGGAUAUUAAAGUACAAGUAUGCGUGUUUAUGUUCGAUUUAUUGUACCUAAACGAUGAGCCAUUGGUGAAGGAACCGUUCAUGAAACGUCGUGAGUUAUUAAAGCAGCACUUCAAGGAAGUUGAAGGCGAAUGGAAAUUUGCUAAUAGUUUAGAUACUACGACAAUGGAAGAAGUGGAAGUUUUCUUAGAUGAAUCUGUAAAGGGAAAUUGCGAAGGCCUGAUGGUAAAGACAUUGGAGAAAGAGGCGACCUACGAAAUUGCAAAGCGAUCGAGAAAUUGGUUAAAGCUGAAAAAAGAUUACUUAGAUGGCGUGGGCGAUACGCUCGACGUGGUAGUAAUCGGUGGUUAUAUCGGUAAAGGAAAGAGGACCGGCACUUAUGGUGGUUUCCUCUUAGCCUGUUAUGAUCAGGAAAAUGAGGAGUACCAGAGCAUCUGUAAAAUCGGUACUGGCUUCAAGGAGGACGACCUCGAAACUCACACUAAAUUUUUGAAGGAUCACGUAAUAUCACAGGCCAAGCCGUACUACCGCUUUGAUAGCAGCCAUGAACCGGAUCACUGGUUCGAGCCAAUUCAAGUCUGGGAGAUCAAAUGUGCUGAUCUCUCCCUCUCACCUGUACACAGAGCGGCUAUCGGAAUAGUUGAUCCAGAGAAAGGGAUAUCUUUAAGGUUUCCACGAUUUAUCAGGAUUCGCGAGGAUAAGACCUGCGAGCAGGCUACUUCUGCUCAGGAUGUGGCGGACAUGUACAAUAAUCAAGAACAAAUAAAAAAUAAAACCACAGUGUCCAAAGCCACAGAGGAAGAUUUUUAUUAAUUUUUCUUUAUUACUGUCAUUUACUUAAUUUCUAUUAAUUUCCUCUUUUUUUAGUUCAUGACGCGCAAACUGAUUCAACAUGUCCUACUUUUUCUUAUAAUCGUUAAAAUCGUGUGGUACUAUUGUAAAUAAAAUACAUUUGAUAUAACAUAUUAUAAUAAUUAUAUAAUCCCCAAUUGCGCGUUGUGUUUCUUUAUUCAUUACUAAUGAAAAUUUAGGAUAAGGAUUAAUUAAUACUUUAUUUAUAUUCUACAAUCUUACGUAUUAACGUAUAAAGUAUAUAAUUUGUAUAUCAAUAACUUUGAGGACUUAAUUAAUAAAAAUUCUCAAGUCUUCAAACA
Molecule: messenger RNA, 3531 nt
Organism: Monomorium pharaonis (pharaoh ant)
Lineage: Eukaryota; Metazoa; Arthropoda; Insecta; Hymenoptera; Formicidae
Gene: DNAlig1
Product: DNA ligase 1
Exons: 14
Coding region: 239-3190 (983 amino acids)
Biological process (GO): lagging strand elongation; DNA repair; DNA recombination
Cellular component (GO): nucleus; mitochondrion
Molecular function (GO): DNA ligase (ATP) activity; ATP binding; DNA binding
Source: RefSeq, a predicted model, not a curated record